Molecule: messenger RNA, 3121 nt
Organism: Oreochromis aureus
Lineage: Eukaryota; Metazoa; Chordata; Actinopteri; Cichliformes; Cichlidae
Product: C-C chemokine receptor type 1-like
Exons: 3
Coding region: 83-1135 (350 amino acids)
Biological process (GO): G protein-coupled receptor signaling pathway; chemotaxis; immune response
Cellular component (GO): membrane
Molecular function (GO): chemokine receptor activity
Source: RefSeq, a predicted model, not a curated record
AAAGGGAUCACAUCAAUAAAAAAAUCAAAAAAAAGAGUUCCUGGCUUGACGUAUUCGGAAGAGACAUCACUGAGAUAUCACCAUGUCAGCUGAAUAUAAUGACACAGAAGACAAUUACGGCAAUUACAGUGAAUUUGAUUAUGGAGACUAUGCUCCAGCCAACUCCACCGAUGUACAGGAAUUCAGCCAAGUGUUUCUUGCCAUUCUCUACAGUUUGGUUUUCAUCCUGGGCUUCAUAGGUAAUGGACUAGUGGUGUGUGUCCUGUUGAAGCACCGCAACCAGAGCAACCUGACAGACAUCUGCCUCUUCAACCUGGCUCUCUCUGACCUCCUCUUCGUCUUCAUGCUGCCUUUCUUCUCUCACAAUGCCAGGGUCGGCCAGUGGACUUUUGGAGACUUCAUGUGCCGUUUGAUAUCCGGUUCUCACCACAUUGGCUUCUUCAGCAGCAUCUUCUUCAUGGUUGUCAUGACGCUGGACCGCUACAUGAUCAUUGUGCACGCUCACAGGGUUGCACGUUAUCGCACAAAGAGGGCAGCCAUCAUUCUGACCGUGCUCGUUUGGAUGCUGAGCUUGUUUGUCUCUCUGCCGGAUUUUAUCUUCAUGCAGCAAACAGAAGACUCCCAGAAGUUUGAAUGUGAUUAUCCUGAAGAGAACAAAGUCUGGGAGCUUUACAACCUGUUCACCACAAAUGUGCUGGGUCUUGUGAUUCCCUUGCUGGUGAUGGUAGGUUGCUACUCCAGGAUCAUCCCCAGGCUGGUAAACAUGAGGACCGCGAAGAAGCACCGGAUCGUCAAGCUGAUCAUCUGUAUAGUGGUUGUAUUUUUCUUACUCUGGGCUCCAUAUAACAUUUCCCUUUUCCUGGAGUUCCUCCUGGACAAAGAAAUAAUCCUCAAUGAUGAAACCUGGUACAAAAAUGUAAGGCUGUCAAUAACAGUGACCGAGGCUUUUGCUUACACUCACUGCUGCCUGAAUCCCAUCAUAUACGCUUUUGUGGGAGAGAAGUUUAUGAGACGAGCCUUGCAGCUGCUGAAAAAGUUGAUGCCUGGUUACAGCAGAGAUCUGACAGACAGCUCAUUCAGGAGAAGCUCAGUUAUGUCCAGGGGCUCUGAAAUCACCUCCUCCUUUAAACUGUAGAAGGUGGAGUGCAGUUGUAAGUAUUUUGACAUGAAUGUUUCACCCUGUUAUUACUGCAGACCGUGCAUCAUGUUUGUUUAGUUAAUUUGGUCACUUCUAUUUGACAAAUACCACCUUCAAAAUGUGUCUGUACACUUUUGGACCCUUUGAUUUACAUUGGUUUAUAUUUGAUUCUGACCAUAAGAGUGUAGAAGUAAAUGUUGCCUACUUAUAAAAUUAACAUGUUAGCACUGCUAACUGCUUUAUAGAAUCUCAAGUAUCUCACUAUGUGAUGCCCUUCCUUGUUUUGCUCAGGCUGACUUACAUUAGCUGGUCCAUUAAACUGAACCUGCUGUUUAUAGCAACUUGUAACAGUAUGCUUUGUUCUUCACGCAUUUUUAAUGAGUUUGCAAUUUCGCAGAAAUGCACCAAAAAUAGCAUACAACAGUUUUAGAUUUUCUUUGCACAAAAGAAGAUCUGAAAUAGCUGCAUGUGUGAAUUGUAAUUCUCUCUACUUCCACAUUAUUUUCUGAUGUUUAGCCUUAUAUAGUUCUUUUGCUUGUUGCAUUAUGUUAUGGUUCCUUGCAUUUGUCAUUUUUUUACCAGUGGAGCUGAUUGGAGUCAGGCAUCCAAUCAUCUCUUAUCCCGAUUUGCUUUGCUAAGACAAUAAAUGAAACUGCAGAUCUUGAACUUAUGUCAAAUGAAGGUCAUAAAGUGGAUUGUCAUAUUGGAGAAUUACAUUAUUGCUUUUGAGAAGAAUAUUUGCAGCGAGCAUGUUCUUUUGUUUCUCAUUGUUAUUGCAAUGACAAAUUCUGUACACAGUGAUAAAAACAAAGAAGACCAAAAGUUCUUUGAGAUGGAGGUAGUUGCUCACCAUCGUAAAACAGCAGCAUGAUGUCAUAUAUAGGAACAUUAGUGGAGGUGGAUUUCAUCAACAGUUAGAAUAUUCAGGGAAAGUUGGUCAAGUUAAGCUUUCUAAUUAUUGUUGUUAAUCUAGAUUAGUAUUAUAGAUUUUUAACAGGUAUUUUUUUUUAAAGAAACAAACAAAACAACUCUUUAUCUGAAAACAUUUUUCGGUGUCUCUUUUCUUUACUCAUAUUAACACAAAAGGCCAGUUUUGCUGAAAAAUACAACUCCUUUGUCUGGUGAAAGUACGUUUCAGGAUAAGCAGUAACAAGCCCCUUCAUCUCCUUAAAUUAAAUUAAUCUUUUUUUUUAAAAAAAGAAUAAAGAUAUGACGAGUCCUUUAGGUGAAAAAUGGAACGGUUUUGCCACAGCAUUAAAUAUUACCUGGAAACAGUUCAGUAAUCCAAAAAUAAUGUUUUUUUUUUCAUGUAGAAUUCAAAUACUUGGAAUUUUCAUAUUUUACAAAAUAUUCAUAUUUUGUUAAUAAAAGUUUCAAACGACAUGAGUGACAACUGUUGCAAAACUGAACAGAUUGUGUCACUACAUGCAGACAUGGUGAAGUUCACCCAAUGAAGUUCAAGGUGAGCAUCAAAAUGUCAAAGAAAGCUGACUUAAGGAACAUUGAAGACAGGAUGGUGUGCAGUGCCAAAGGGGAUGGUGUAUGUGUUUCAGAAAAUGAAACUGAAAAUGAGCAUUUAGACAUGCAGACGUGGUCAAGUCAACCUGCUGAAGUUCACAGUGAGCAUCAGAAUAGAGAACAUUUCUACUAAAGUGUCCUGUGAGUGUAGAAUCUAUGAUGAGCAGCCGGGCUGUACGACAGUGAGACCAAGAAGAGGAAGAAACAGAUAAUAAUAGCAGCGAAAAUGAUAAUAAUAAAGUCUCUUGUACUUUAUAUAAAAACCAGCAGUCAUUUUGUAAAUGUGUGAAUUUGUACCACCAUAUGCUGUGUUGUUCUUUGAAGUAUUUGUAAUGAUCUCACUUAAGGACAAACAGGAAGUGAAAUCUGCUUUUCUUAUUUUGUACUUCUCAUUAUCAGAUUGCUGACUUUAAGACUGUUAGUUAAUUCCUCCAUAUCUAAAGAGAUCACAUCAAUAAAACAUGA